Pyrenophora tritici-repentis Pt-1C-BFP is the source of this 2013-nucleotide messenger RNA. Its product is annotated as Herpes-BLLF1 domain containing protein. The record is from RefSeq and is a predicted model, not a curated record. Lineage: Eukaryota; Fungi; Ascomycota; Dothideomycetes; Pleosporales; Pleosporaceae. Gene Ontology annotation, molecular function: mitochondrial transcription factor activity. Gene Ontology annotation, biological process: transcription initiation at mitochondrial promoter. Gene Ontology annotation, cellular component: mitochondrial DNA-directed RNA polymerase complex; mitochondrial matrix.
AUGUUCCGCACACGUCAGUCAAUUCCUCGCAAUCCAUGGAGAUGGAGCGCAUCUGUCAAAUCCUCGAGCCAGAUACGACUCGCUACUAUCAAACAUGGUGGCAAGGCCGGUCGGCCAAAAGGCGCAAGCUACUGGACGGAUGAGAAGCUGGCGACGGAUGAUAGAUAUCCGUUGAGCAGCGCUAUGAAGGCAAGGAUUCACCCUGAUCUUGAACCCAAACUCAGCAAGAGGAGAAUGCCAAUUGCAGGUGCCUCGGCAAAGGCUGGGGGUGUCCAUGUCCGAGCACAGAUUGUAAGUCCCGACCUAUGCGACGACGUGCUCAGUUACAUUGGGCACUCAUUAGAUAAGCACAAAGGUUGCGACAUUCUUGACAUCAAUCCUGGUGCUGGGCUCUGGUCGCGAAAACUCCACGACUACCUCCAACCGAGCAGCCAUGUGCUGCUUGAACCGCGACUCGACAAGUUCGACGAAUUUCUCCGCCCGCUUCUCGAUGCGCCCGGCUCCAAAUACAAGCUUGUAGACAAAGACCCGACCGCCCUCCAGACAUACAGAGACAUGAUUACCGACGGUGUCUUCCCACAUCAGACUGUGCUGGACCCGGAGGAUCCAAAGGCCCAGGAGCCUAACAAUUCACUUUUGGUGACAGGCUCGCUGGUAUGGGACCCUAGGCUUCCAGGAAUGGCAUUUGACUCCAUGGCUAAGCAGCUCUUCAUGCACUUUACCAAUGCUAUAUGGUCCAACGAUCUCUUCCAUGCUUUUGGUCUAGUGCGCACCCUGUUCUGGGUACAGCAAGACGACUUUAGUUCCACAAUAGCCGAAUCUGUCAGCAACAUGCACAAGGCCAACCGCCUCCUUGAGUUGACCCAGAACUUCAACAUCAUUGUCAAGUCGACACGCACAGCCCGCAAGCUUGGUAAAGGCUCUACUGGACGGGAGCCGCAAUACGAGAUCGAGAGCACUGUGCGCGCUCUGCAAGCGGGAAGAGAACGCGGCAUGGACAUCCCACGACAUCGACGGGAUUAUAUUCAUGAAUUUGCUGCCCAUGUCGAAAAGGUUUCGAAUGGCACAGGUAUAAGCAGUAGCGAACAAAUACAAACAUACCUCAGAGAUCAGCACAUUGCAGGCCUGCUGGGCACUGGACUUCUGCAGGAAGGCUUCAUGGAUUACUACGAACAAGUGGCAGCCCUUGAGAAGAAAUAUCCUGAUAUUGAUUUCGACCUACUAAUAUCCAAGGAUGGAAUUAGGCGCAAGAAACAGGUAAACAUAAUUGGCCAUCCUGGCGAGGAAGAACUGUCCAAAAUCGUCAAGACCAGUGCAAACAUUUACGCUGGCCGGAGGACCAAGCUUGCCGUUGAAAAGAUAGCCAACAUCGGAGAAGCCAUGUACAACCUGGAAUGCAAAAUCCUCAGCAUGGAAGACGGACCCGAAAAAGACGCAGCAAUGGUCGAGCUAGAGAAGCUCAAUGCGAAUUGGACACAGGGUCUGGAAAGCCUGCCCUCAAACUACUACAAAGCACCCACCAGCGAAGUCGACGAGCGCCUCGCCAUACGCGCCCCACCUAGCCCGCGCAUUCAAUGGGACUCCCGUCCCUUCGAGCCCCUCACCAUGCGCGGCAACGAAGUUUGGCCCCAAUGUCAACUCUGUCUCAUUUCCGCCGAGCCCAUUCCCAAACAAGCCGGCCAAACUCCAGACUACCCCGAAUGGGUACACGAUUUCGUCUUCGGACUUUACACCCAGCCCUCUGAAAGCCUCAACGAGGCGCUCGAUAAAAUGCAGCACGGGCUCAGCGACAUUAUCGACGACUGUCCUAGCUUAAAGGACCCGAGCAAGGGUGGACGGCUGCAGAUGAACCAGCUCAGAGUAAGGAUGUUGACCGCGGAAAUGGUGCAUGAGCUCAUACAGGCCUAUCAGAAUUGGCCCUUCAAAGCACCUGGGAGCGACAGUAAUACAUUCUACAGGAAUAGGACUGGGCAGUCUUUUGGGAUACAGGAUAAGCCGAAUGGGUUGCGGUAA